AUGUAUGCGAGCUAUGCAAAUAAUUCGAUGCGAGAUGACUUUCUGUGGCAUCCCGAUCGAUCGAUAUCGCGUCAAACUGUCGACGUGCCCGAAACCGGUAGGAAGGCGUCGCAAUUAACCGUGACCGAAAUUAGGCAGUUUCGUGUCGUAAAGAUGAAAGAAUGGGUCUACUUUUACGAUCCGGCUCGGUACCGAAGUCAGGGAUUUCUGGAUAUGAAGGUCACAUUUCAUGAAUCUAGAAAAACCUCGCUCCUUAACUAUUACCUUCAACAAGGAACUUCCAUACUUCGAAUGUCCAUGCUCAUUUCGACUACGAGAGCUUUCGAAGAGCUUCAACAGCUUCAAGAGCUUCAAGAGAUUCAAGAACUCCAAGAGCUUCAAGAGCUUCAAGAACGUCAAGAGCUUCAAGAGUUUCAAGAGCUUCAAGAACUUCAAGAGCUUCAAGAGCUUCAAGAGCUUCAAGAACUUCAAGAGUGUCAGGAGCUUCAAGAGCUUCAGGAGCUUCAAAAGCUUUGA
Photinus pyralis (common eastern firefly) is the source of this 516-nucleotide messenger RNA. RefSeq names its product splicing factor 3B subunit 4-like. NCBI's taxonomy places the organism in Eukaryota, Metazoa, Arthropoda, Insecta, Coleoptera, Lampyridae. The coding region runs from base 1 to 516 and encodes 171 amino acids. The transcript is spliced from 2 exons. The record is from RefSeq and is a predicted model, not a curated record.